Molecule: messenger RNA, 1881 nt
Organism: Diversispora eburnea
Lineage: Eukaryota; Fungi; Glomeromycota; Glomeromycetes; Diversisporales; Diversisporaceae
Source: the annotation of a GenBank genome assembly
AUGAAUUUCAAAAAACUUUAUGAAUCUAAUCCUCUUCAAAAGAAAUUUGCUGAUAUUCUUUUUGAACGAGCGGAUGAACCUGCAACUGAAUCAUCUUGGAGUACUUUUAGUGAAAAAGAUGCAUUGGUAGAAGAUGAACUUCUUAGAAGUUAUUAUCGACUUGCCGAUGCAAACAAAAGUACAUCGGUCAAAAGUGUAUUAGAUCAAGCGGAGAAAGAUGUAAAAUCAAAAGAUCCCAGAUUGGUCCACCAUACGUUAAUGAAAUUCGCUAGUACAUACCCUGACGCUAAAGCACUUAGACUUCGUGUUCCCCCAUUGAUACGUCGUGCACCAAAAAGUACUAAACCUAGACGAAGACCUACUGUCCUUGCACCUGGACCGAUGAUUGGUGUUCCGGGAAAGACACCAGAAAAUCUAGAAGAUUUAAUUGAAUAUUGGAGAGAAGAUCCAAAUCUAAAUGAACAUCAUGAAAAAUGGCAUCUUGUCUAUGGUAAAAACCGUGUGGAUGAUCCUAAUUCAGUAGAACGUCUUUCAGUUGGGUUGGCAGAAGUUAUUCCAUUGGAAAAUUAUUUAGAUCCAAUUCCUGAAGGUUAUGAUGCUGAAGAUGUAGCUGGAUUUGGAUCUCGUGCAGCUAAUUUAACAUUAAGAGAUAUCCCUAAUUUUAGUACUGUUCAAAAUCUCGCUGAUGCUCGCGAUAGAUUGGUUAAAACCAUUGAUCAGGGAUAUUUUGAUGAUCUCACCAAUUCUAAAUCCAUCAAAACCGAAGGAAGUAUCGAUAGUCUUGAUUUAUUGGCUGUCGCUAUUGAAGCGGGUAUUACUGAUCAAACAUACAAAAAUUAUGAUGCAGCUGUAUGGGGAACUAAUUAUGUAGCAUUUCAUAAUAUUGGGCAUAUAAUGAUUGCUUUUAUUAAAGAAGGAGUAAUCGGAGAUAAUAAAACUGCAUGCCGAGAUCCAGUUUUCUAUAGAUGGCAUAAAUAUGUUGAUGAUUUAUUCGUUCGUUAUCAAAGUAAAUUACCUGCCAACAAUUAUAAUGACGCUCCAAAUGUUGUCAUCCAUAGUCAAGACGUGGCUAUUGUAUUUAAAGAUAAAAUUGAUCCGUUAAAAGGAUUGACUAAGCGCGUUGAUAUCGAAAAGGCAGCUCAAACUUGGGGUGAAACUCAUUUUGAUCAUCUUUCUAAGCACGAUGUUGGUUGUUUGGAAACGAAGAUAAAAACUAGAAAAUUACAAUUGGAUGGUGAAGAACAAGAAACGGAAAUUCAAUAUUUGUUCCCCAGAGAAUGGUAUUACUUCUUCCGCGACGUUGACGUAACAUUCCGUGUAUUUAUUGUUCCAACACAAUAUGAAAAACAAUUUGAACGUUAUAUCGAGGUCGAUAAAUUCCCAAAAACUCUCAAGGCUCACUCAAAAACAGUAAUUGCACGUGAUUGUGAUAGAUCAUCUGUAGUUGCUCAACCACCUAGGAAACUAGCAGCAGAUUUGGAUGACAAUGCGGAUCCAGAGACAUUUGAAGAUAUUGCUGAAGAUGUUGAUAAUAAUCCAAAUUAUGUUGGUUUUAAUGAUUAUUGUGAAUGUGGUUGGCCAUUCCAUUUAGUGUUACCUCGUGGAAAUCCUAAUGGUAUGCCAUUUAAAUUAGUGGUAUUCCUUAGCAGUGGUGAAUUAGAUAAGAUAGAUGCUGGAAAGAAAUGUGGAAGUUUAUCUUUCUGUGGAUCUCAAGAACUUGCUGGAAAAUAUCCUGACAAAAAAGAAAUGGGUUAUCCAUUCAAUCGUCCUUUAAAAAAUGGCAAUCUCAGAGAUACAUUCGGUCAUCUUAAGAAUGUUGCAAUUAAAGAAAUUAAAAUUAAAAAUGUUGCUGAUUUCCCUGAAUUCACAAAAGCAGCUUAA